CAGGACGCCGACUCCUUAGCUGAGGCUCCCAUUCGGAACUCAGACACCGACGCGACAACAUCGCAGCCACUGAGUUCCCAGGGAGAGAGAGAGAGUCCGCUGCAUCCUGCUGCUAACAGCAUUCAAGAUUGCUUCUUUUGCAGCCUGAUUUUGAAAUAGAAAAAAAGAACCUUCGGAUCUAUGAUAACCCUAAGUGGAAUUAUACAACUGUAAAUCAGAAGAGAAGGAAUGCAUUAUCUCUCUGUUAAACUGGCACUUCUGUUGUCAUUGACUGCAUUAUCCCGAGGUUUACGAUGUUCUCUGCCCACUGAAACAUGUCUGAAUGGAGGGAGGUGUGAAGCGACCCCAGAUGGCAACGGGGAAUGCAAAUGCCCGGACAGUUUUGUGGGGAGCCGCUGCCAGUUUCCCAACCCCUGCAUCUACUCGCCGUGCAAGAACGGCGGGUCCUGCCGCGCGCUCGUCCGCGACAACACCGCCGACUUCGCCUGCUCCUGCCGGCUGGGCUUCUCCGACCGCCUGUGCCUGACGCCCACCCACAACGCGUGUGUCAGCGCCCCCUGCCGCAACGGCGGCACCUGCGACCUCGUCAGCCUCAAGGAGUACAGGUGUCGCUGCCCGCCAGGGUGGUCAGGCAAACAAUGUCAGCAAGCAGACCCAUGUGCCUCGAACCCCUGUGCCAACGGUGGCCAGUGCAUCCCAUUUGAAUCCCAUUACAUCUGCACCUGCACCCCGUUCUUCACGGGCCAGACCUGCAAGCAGGACGUGAAUGAGUGCGCCCUGAGUCCCUCCCCCUGCAAGAAUGGGGGCAUGUGCAUCAACCAAGUGGGCUCCUACCACUGCAACUGCCCCCAGGAGUACACGGGCAUGCACUGCGAGGCCCCCUACCUGCCCUGCAGCCCGUCUCCGUGCCACAACGGGGGCACCUGCGUCCAGAAGGGUGACUCCACCUACGAGUGCACCUGCCUGCCAGGGUUCACCAGCCAGAACUGCGAGCACAACAUCGACGACUGCCUGGAGCACCGCUGUCAGAACGGGGGCACCUGUGUGGACGGCGUGAACACCUAUAACUGCCAGUGCCGGCCCGAGUGGACAGGCCAGUUCUGCACCGAGGACGUGGACGAGUGCCAGCUGAUGCCCAACGCGUGCCAGAACGGCGGUACCUGCCACAACACGCACGGCAGCUACCACUGCGUCUGCGUCAACGGCUGGACGGGCGACGACUGCAGCGAGAACAUCGACGACUGCGCCAACGCCGCCUGCUACAGCGGCGCCACCUGCCACGACCGCGUCGCCUCCUUCUUCUGCGAGUGUCCCCACGGCCGCACGGGCUUGCUGUGUCACCUAGACGACGCCUGCAUCAGCAACCCGUGCCAGCGAGGCUCCAACUGCGACACCAACCCCGUCAACGGGAAGGCCAUCUGCACUUGCCCCCUGGGUUACUUCGGCUCCGCCUGCGACCAGGACGUCGACGAGUGCUCCCUGGGCGCCAACCCGUGUGAACAUGCCGGGAAGUGCCUGAACACCAAGGGCUCCUUCCAGUGCCGCUGCCUGCAGGGAUACUCGGGGCCGCGCUGCGAGAUGGACGUCAACGAGUGCAUGUCCAACCCGUGCAGGAACGACGCCACCUGCCUGGACCAGAUCGGGGGCUUCCACUGCAUCUGCAUGCCAGGUUACGAGGGAGUCUUCUGCGAGAUCAACACAGAUGAAUGCUCCAGCACGCCGUGCCUGAACAACGGGAGGUGUGUGGACAGAAUCAACGGCUUCCACUGCGAGUGUCCCAAAGGAUUCUCCGGGAACUUGUGCGAGGUGGACUUCGACGAGUGCGCCAGCACACCCUGCAAGAACGGGGCCAAGUGCACCGACGGGCCCAACAAGUACACCUGCGAGUGCGCCGAAGGAUACACGGGCGUGCACUGCGAGACGGACAUAAACGAGUGCUACUCGGACCCCUGUCACUACGGUACCUGCAAGGACGGCCUGGCCUCCUUCACCUGUUACUGCCGGCCGGGGUACGUGGGACGCCUGUGCGAGACCAACAUCAACGAGUGCCUGAGUCAGCCGUGCCAGAAUGGGGGCACCUGCCAGGACCAGGAGAACGGCUACGUCUGUACCUGCCCCAAGGGCACCACAGGACAGAACUGCGAAGUCAACCUGGAUGAUUGCAAGAGCCGGCCGUGCGACUAUGGCACCUGCAUCGACAAGAUCGAUGGCUAUGAGUGUGUGUGCGAGCCCGGCUACGCAGGAACAAUGUGCAACAUCAACAUUGACGACUGCGCACCUAACCCCUGUCACAACGGCGGGACCUGUCUCGAUGAAAUCAAUGGGUUCACCUGCGUGUGCCCCGAGGGCUACCACGAUGCCAUGUGUCUCUCUCAAAUCAACGAGUGCAUCAGCAACCCAUGUAUCCACGGAUACUGCGAGGAUGAGGCCAAAGGUUACAAGUGCAUCUGUCAUUCUGGCUGGAGUGGCCAGAACUGUGACAUCAACAAAGAUGAGUGCGAGUCCAACCCCUGCGUCAAUGGUGGCACCUGCAAGGACAUGACAGGCGGCUACGUGUGCACGUGCCGCGUGGGGUUCAGCGGCCCUAACUGCCAAACGAACAUAAACGAAUGUGCGUCCAACCCCUGCUUGAACCAGGGUACCUGCAUUGACGACGUGGCUGGAUACAAGUGCAACUGCUUGCUGCCGUACACUGGUGAGAACUGCGAGAGCUUGCUGGCUCCCUGUAACCCGAAACCCUGUAAGAAUGGAGGCAUGUGUCAGACAUCAGAGGACUACGAGAGGUUUUCCUGCGUGUGCCCCGACGGGUGGCAAGGUCAAACGUGUGAGGUGGACAUCAACGAGUGUGUGAAGAGCCCCUGCCGUAAUGGGGCCACAUGCCAGAACACUUUGGGGGGGUACCGCUGCAGCUGCAGAGCCGGCUUCACGGGACGUAACUGCGAGACGGACAUAGACGACUGCAAGCCCAACCCUUGCAGGAACGGGGGCUUCUGCAGGGACGAGGUGGACGGAUUCACCUGCACCUGCCUGCCCGGCUUCCGGGGCCUCAAAUGCGAGGAGGACAUCAACGAGUGCGACAGCAACCCCUGCAAGAACGGCGCCAACUGCACCGACUGUGUCAACAGCUACACGUGCACCUGCCCGGCGGGUUUCAGCGGCAUCCACUGCGAGAACAACACGCCCGACUGCACGGAAAGCUCCUGCUUCAAUGGUGGCACGUGCGUGGAUGGCAUCAACGCCUUCACCUGCCUGUGCCCACCAGGCUUCAUGGGCAGCUACUGCCAACAUGACAUCAACGAGUGUGACUCUAGGCCCUGUCUGAACGGGGGCACCUGCCAGGACACGUACGGCACGUACAAGUGCACCUGUGCCCACGGCUACACCGGGCUGAACUGCCAGAACCUGGUGCGCUGGUGUGACUCGUCACCCUGCAAGAACACGGGCACCUGCUGGCAGACGGGCACGUCGUACAGCUGCGAGUGUCAGAGCGGCUGGACGGGCCUCUACUGCGACGUGCCCAGCGUGUCCUGUGAGGUGGCGGCCAAGCGGCAAGGCGUGGAUGUAACUCACCUGUGCCGGAACUCUGGCCAGUGCCUGGAUGCUGGGAACACCCAUUACUGCCGAUGCCAGGCCGGAUACACGGGCAGUUACUGCGAGGAGCAGGUGGACGAGUGCCUCCCCAACCCCUGCCAGAACGGAGCCACCUGCACAGACUACCUGGGGGGAUACUCCUGCGAGUGCGUGCCAGGGUACCACGGGGCGAACUGCUCUAAGGAGAUCAAUGAGUGCCUCUCCCACCCCUGUCAAAACGGAGGCACAUGCAUCGACUUAAUCAAUACCUACAAGUGCUCCUGUCCCCGAGGCACACAAGGCGUCCACUGCGAGAUCAACGUGGACGACUGCACGCCCUUCGUGGAGCCGCUGACCCGCGAGCCCAAGUGCUUCAACAACGGCAAAUGCGUGGACCGCGUGGGCGGCUACAGCUGCGUGUGCCCGCCGGGCUACGUGGGCGAGCGCUGCGAGGGUGAUGUCAAUGAGUGCCUGUCCAACCCCUGCGACCCCCGCGGCACCCAGAACUGCAUCCAGCUCACCAACAACUACCACUGCGAGUGCCGCACUGGAUACACAGGCCAGCGCUGCGACACCGUGUUUGACGGCUGCCAGACCAAGCCCUGCCGCAAUGGGGGCACCUGCGCCGUGGCCAGCAACACGCCCCGAGGCUUCAUCUGCAAGUGCCCACCGGGCUACAGCGGGUCCACAUGCGAAAACGACGCCCGCUCAUGCGGCAGCCUGCGGUGCCGGAACGGGGGCACGUGCGUCUCGGGACAGAAGAGCCCCAAGUGCCUGUGCCCGGCAGGCUUCACGGGGCCCGAGUGCCAGCACGCCACUGAGGGGCCCUGCAGCUCCAGCCCCUGCUACAACGGGGGCACAUGCGAGCCAGUGGCUGAGGCGCCCUUCUACCGCUGCGUCUGCCCUGCCAAUUUCAACGGGCUGCUCUGCCACAUCCUGGACUACACGUUCGGGGGCGGGUUCGGGCGUGACAUCACACCGCCGCCCGAGAUCUCGGUCAGCUGCGAGGUCACGCAGUGCGAGGGCCGCCGCGGCAACGAAAUCUGCGACAGCCUGUGCAACAACCACGCGUGUGGCUGGGAUGGCGGCGACUGCUCGCUCAACUUCGACGACCCCUGGCAGAACUGCUCCGCGGCGCUGCAGUGCUGGCGCUACUUCAACGACGGCAAGUGCGACGAGCAGUGCGACAACGCAGGCUGCCUCUACGAUGGCUUCGACUGCCAGGACACCGAGGGCCAGUGCAACCCCCUGUAUGACCAGUACUGUAAGGACCACUAUGCGGACGGCCACUGUGACCAGGGCUGCAACAACGCCGAGUGUGAGUGGGACGGCCUGGACUGCGCCGACAACGUGCCGGAGAAGCUGGCUGACGGCAGCCUGGUCCUGGUGGUGCACAUAGCUCCGGAGCGGCUGAGGAACGACUCGGCGGCCUUCCUGCGCGAGCUCAGCCGCGUCAUCCACACCAACGUGGUGUUCCGGCGUGACGCGCGGGGCAACCCCAUGAUCUUCCCGUACUAUGGAAGCGAACACGAGCUCCGCCGCCACAAGAUCAAGCGCUCGACCAACGGCUGGGGCCCCCGUGCCCCCGCGGUGUCCGGCCGUGGUGCCACACUUGGCGCCCGGCGCCGCAGGGAGCUGGAUCAGAUGCAGAUUAAGGGGUCCGUGGUGUACCUGGAGAUUGACAACCGCCAGUGUUACCUGCAGUCUGACGACUGCUUCCAGAGUGCCACCGAUGUGGCCGCCUUCCUUGGAGCACUGGCCUCCAGUGGCCACUUGAACGUGCCCUACAUCAUCGAGGCCGUUACCAGCGAGAACAAGACCCCGGCGUCUUCGGAGCUGUACCCAGUCUAUGUGGUCUUGGCGGCCGUGGUCCUGCUGGCCUUCCUCGGCGUGGGAAUGAUGGUCUCCCGUAAGCGGCAGCGCGAGCAUGGGCAGCUCUGGUUCCCCGAGGGGUUCAAGACCACCGAGCCCAACAAGAAAAAGAGGAGAGAACCGGUUGGGGAAGACUCCGUGGGACUCAAGCCACUGAAGAACUCCUUAGACGUGUCCCUGAUGGACGACAACCUGAACGAGUGGGAAGACGAGGCAAUGUCAGACACCAAGCGUUUCAGGUUUGAGGCUGCGAUGCUGGACUUAGAUGACCAGACCGAUCACCGGCAGUGGACCCAGCAACACCUGGAUGCGGCAGAUCUGCGCAAUCCAUCCAUGGCACCCACGCCCCCACAGGGCGAGAUGGAAAACGACUGUAUGGAUGUCAACGUCCGUGGUCCAGAUGGCUUCACGCCCCUGAUGAUCGCGUCCUGCAGCGGCGGCGGCCUUGAGACCGGCAACAGCGAAGAGGAGGAGGACGCGUCUGCCAACGUCAUCUCGGACUUCAUCUACCAGGGGGCCAACCUCCACAACCAGACGGAUCGCACGGGCGAGACGGCGCUGCACCUCGCGGCCCGCUAUGCCCGCUCCGAUGCCGCCAAGCGCCUCCUGGAGGCUAGCGCGGAUGCCAACGUUCAGGACAAUAUGGGCCGGACCCCCCUGCAUGCCGCUGUGGCCGCGGACGCACAGGGAGUCUUCCAGAUUCUGAUCCGAAAUCGGGCCACAGACCUGGAUGCCCGCAUGCACGACGGAACCACCCCACUCAUCCUGGCAGCCCGUCUGGCCGUGGAAGGCAUGGUGGAGGAGCUCAUCAACUGCCACGCCGACGUCAACGCGAUCGACGACUUCGGAAAAUCUGCCUUGCACUGGGCAGCUGCAGUGAACAAUGUGGACGCCGCUGUGGUCUUGCUGAAGAAUGGCGCCAACAAGGACAUGCAAAAUAACAAGGAAGAGACGCCUCUCUUCCUCGCCGCCCGGGAAGGAAGCUACGAGACCGCCAAAGUCUUGCUGGAACACUUUGCCAACCGGGAGAUCGCCGACCACGUGGACCGGCUGCCUCGAGACAUUGCGCAGGAGCGCAUGCACCACGAUAUCGUGCGGCUCCUGGAUGAGCACAGCCUGGUCAGGAGCCCCGCUAUGCACAGCGGCCCCAUGAGCGCCACGCUCUCCCCGGCGCUCUGCUCCCCCAACGACUACCUGGGAGGCAGCAUGAAAACCUCGAGCCAGGGCAAGAAGGCGCGCAAGCCCGGCGCCAAGGGCGUGUGCGGCAAGGACAGCAAGGACAUGAAGGCCAGGAAGAAGAAGAUCCAGGACGGGAAGUGCAGCUUGCUGGACAGCUCUGCCGUGCUCUCGCCCGUGGACUCCCUGGAGUCUCCACAUGGAUACAUGUCUGACGUCGCUUCCCCACCCAUGAUGAACUCCCCCUUCCAGCAGUCUCCCAUGUCCCUCAGCCACCUCCAGGGCAUGCCUGACAUCGGCGUCAGUCACCCGGUCAUGGCGGGCAAGCAGGACCUGGCUCAAAUGCAGUUUGACCUGGUGCCGCCCCGUCUGUCCCACCUACCAGUGUCUAGUCCCAGCAGUUCUGGCUCCAUGACGAUGGCAAUGGGCGGGGCAGGUGGUGCCAUGAACAGCCAGUGCGAUUGGCUCUCCAGGAUGCACGCUGGUCUAAGCCAGCAGGCAGUCUUCAACUCCAUGCGUGGAGCAGGAGGAGGGCAGCACGGCAUGGUGCCCCCGCUGCGUGGAGACCGUCCCACCACCACGCUCUCUCCGAUGAUGGGCUACCAGGGCAUGCAGAACAGCCACCUGACAACGCAGACUCACCUCAUGCAGGUGCAGCAGAUGGCACCGGUGCAGCAGAACCUGCAGCAGCUGCAGCAGAGUCUUCAGCUCCAGCACCAGAACUCCAACACUGCCACUGGCGGCCACAUCAUCAGCCAGAAUUUUAUCAGCAGUGACCUGAGCAGCUCAGACCUACAGCCCGUGUCGGGCAGCAGUUUGCCCGUCCACACCAUCCUGCCCCAGGAAGCACAGAUGCUGCCCUCAUCGCUCGGCCAGACCAUGGCCAGCACGCAGUUCCUCACUCCACCUUCUCAGCACAGCUACUCCACCCCAAUGGACAAUACCCCUAGUCAUCAGAUACAGGUGCCUGAUCACCCAUUCCUGACGCCCUCCCCUGGAUCCCCUGACCAAUGGUCAAGCUCCUCCCCGCAUUCCAAUAUGUCUGAUUGGUCAGAAGGCAUCUCCAGUCCUCCAACCAGCAUGCAGUCACAGAUUGGACUUGUUCCAGACCAGUUUAAAUAG
This is a messenger RNA of Paramormyrops kingsleyae, 7740 nucleotides long. RefSeq names its product notch receptor 1. Gene Ontology annotation, cellular component: cell surface; plasma membrane; signaling receptor complex. Lineage: Eukaryota; Metazoa; Chordata; Actinopteri; Osteoglossiformes; Mormyridae. The record is from RefSeq and is a predicted model, not a curated record. Gene Ontology annotation, biological process: regulation of developmental process; axon guidance; multicellular organism development. Gene Ontology annotation, molecular function: signaling receptor activity; calcium ion binding; protein binding.